AUUGAGAAAAUUCUUGGCGCCAGAAUUUUUCUCCUAAAAUGAUACAAAACGAUGCUCGUAACUGUACGAUUUUAUUUCGUAAGGAAUGUGGAUGUUCCUACUCUACAGCUUUGUUCCUAUUUCAUACACGCGUGAUAGACACGUUGGCUCUUAUGUUCUAGUAUAGACAUAUCAUUUAAAAAAAAUAAUGUAUAUGCUUGUACAAGUGUAGUUUUAAUGUGAACACUAAGUAAACGUAGUUAUAUAUAGUGAAAUAAUAUUCCUUACAAACCAUAUUUUUCUUCUUUGAAAACAGACAAGGAAUAGAUAUAUAUGCGAAGAUGAGAAUUGUACAAUUAAGAAGACACCGUUUAUUUAAUAUCGUAAUUGGUGGAAUAUUGGUGUUAAUUAUUUUUUAUAUGAUUGUUUCUUUCUUCUCUGACAAUCAAGUACAUAAUAUAAAAGUAUAUUGGUCAGAACAACUAUCAAGAAAACGGGCUCCAGAACUGGUAGAAGAUUUAGGUAACUAUGAACCAAGAAAUAUACAACCAAAAACAGGUCCUGGAGAAGGUGGCAAAGCACAUGUUUUAAGGGAUGAUCAACAAAAUGAUGUUCAACAAUCCGAAUCCGAUUAUGGUAUGAAUAUGGUAUGCUCUGAUGAAAUUUCCUUAGAUAGAUCAAUUCCUGACACUAGACCAUUGGAAUGCAAACAUUGGAAUUAUUCAACAGAUUUACCUAGAACAAGUGUUAUUAUAGUAUUUCAUAAUGAAGGUUGGUCUGUUUUGAUGAGAACUGUACAUAGUGUAAUAAAUAGAACACCGUCAAAAUUAUUAGAAGAAAUUCUUCUUGUUGAUGAUUACUCUGACAAAGAAAAUUUAAAAGGUGACCUAGAAUCUUAUAUCGAACAAUGGGGAGGAAAAGUCAGAAUACUUAGAAAUUAUGAAAGACAAGGUUUGAUAAGGACAAGAUCAAGAGGUGCACGAGAAGCUAAAGGCGAAGUAAUCGUCUUCUUGGAUGCUCAUUGUGAAGUGAAUAUAAAUUGGUUGCCACCGCUUUUAGCUCCAAUUGCAAUGAAUAGCAAUGUAAUGACAGUUCCUUUGAUCGACGGUAUCGAUCAUAAAACUUUUGCAUAUCGUCCAGUAUACCAAGCAGGACACUUAUACAGAGGAAUUUUUGAAUGGGGUAUGUUAUACAAAGAAAGUGAACUUCCUAGAAGAGAAGCUAAAUCUCGACCACAUGACAGCAUGCCUUAUAAAUCUCCUACUCAUGCUGGUGGUUUAUUUGCAAUAAAUCGUCAAUACUUUUUAUCGUUGGGUGGAUACGAUGAAGGAUUACUUGUUUGGGGUGGAGAAAAUUUUGAAUUGUCUUUCAAAAUUUGGCAAUGUGGUGGAAGUAUUCUGUGGAUACCUUGUUCGCAUGUUGGACACGUGUAUAGAGGUUUUAUGCCAUAUACAUUCGGCAAACUCGCUCAGAAGAAAAAAGGACCAUUGAUCACUAUUAACUAUAAAAGAGUCAUCGAAACUUGGUUCGAUGAAAAGCACAAAGAAUUCUUUUAUACGAGAGAACCGCUCGCGAGAUUACUUGAUCAUGGUGAUAUAACGGAACAAUUACUUUUGAAAGAACGAAAAAAGUGUAAAAGUUUCCAAUGGUACAUGGACAACAUAGCUUACGACGUUUUAGACAAAUUUCCAGAAUUACCACCAAAUAUACAUUGGGGAGAGUUAAGAAAUGGAGCAACUGGAGCAUGUUUGGACACUAUGGGACAUGCACCUCCAAGUCUCAUGGCCACUGCAUAUUGUCAUAGUUAUGGAAAUAAUCAACUUAUUAGAUUAAAUUCGAAAGGUCAACUCGGUGUUGGUGAACGUUGUAUCGAAGCAGAUGGACAUGGAGUAAAAUUAGCGUUUUGUCGUUUGGGUACCGUUGAUGGUCCCUGGCAAUAUGAUGAAAAAACUAAAACGAUGUUACAUCGAGUUCAUAAAAAAUGUAUGGCUCUUCAUCCACAAACUCAACAAUUGUCAUUAAUGCCCUGUGAUGUGAAUAAUACGUAUCAACAAUGGUCCUUCCAUGAAAUUAAUCCACGUUGGUGAACGAUUCUCUGUUACAAAUAUAUUUUAAUAAUAUAAGUGUUUUCAUGAAAAGUUUUACAUGAAUCUUACUUGGCCUGCCAGAUAAAUCGAAACGUUGCGAUUAAUUGCAAAUUAAUUGUGAAAUUAAUUAACGGUAUAUACCUGUAAGGAAAAGUUCUUUGUGAAAUACUUUUUUAUAAUUUACAAAGUAGUACAUACUAUAAAAUGCUAUGCUAAAAGACAACAGACAAUAAGGUGCUGUAAAGUUCAGUCUUUUAUUUUGUAGUUAAAAUUUCUUCAAAUUUUUACGAAUGGACAAAUAACAAAAUGAGACUGCUCUUUAUAAGUAUAUAUUCUCGGCGAUUGUUCCUUCUUACGAUGGCGACUUUAUGCCCUUAAUGAACGUUCUAUUACGAAUACCAUCUUUAUACGAAUAUAACUAAUCAUUUACGAUACUAUUAAAUAUAUUUUUAUUUUAUUAAUAAUUAUGAAAAAGAUUAUAGCAGAAGUAAAAUGAAAUGCUAUUUUCAUAUUGCCAAGCAGUAUAAAUCUUCCUGUAUUAAUCUAUAUUAAUAUUAAUUUUCUUGAAAAUUUACAUAUUUCAGUAUACAAGACAAUACAGAGAAAAACGGCUUCCUCUCUCUUUUAAUCAUUUUUACAUCAUUAAAUUAUUUGCAUCAUUAUCGAUGCAUACUUAGCGCUCUAAUCUUCCUAAAAAACGAAUGUUUAUAUCGCUUUGUAUGUCAUUUAUAUACCAUAACAAAUGAGAUUUUUGUUUAUAUAAAACAAUAGAGAUAAUGCGUGUCGAUAAAGUAAUUUUGAAUUUAGAUAUGCAAACUUAAAGCUCUAAAUUGAUGUACAAUUUAAUUGAUAAUUAUUGUACCUUUUGUGAAUUACUGAAGAAUGUUGACAACAUUUUCUUGAUAAAAAUGUUAUCAUCAUUUCAUCGGAAUAAUUUAUUUUUAUAACUAUAUGCACACUCGCGAUCGAUAUAAUUUUUGUACAUUGUGAUAUUAAAUGUGCAAUCGUAUAUACAUGAAAUUUUGUUACUCAUGACUUUCACUACUAUAAUAAUUUUUUGAUAUAUCUAUUACAGUAUCUUCAAUCACAGGCAUAACGAAUCUUUCUAAUUCAAUAAUUAUAAAUAUACAUUCCAAUCAUAAUAUUUAAAUAUUUAAUAAGUAUAUGUUUUUAGUUAAUAGUAAAUGUUUCCAUGUGACACUAAAGACAAAAGUUAUGAAGACAAAUUCGAAGAACGAUUAACUUCACUUUAAUUGUACAUUUGAAAAACGAAUCCAACAUUCCUCGUUAAAAUCGACAAGAUUUAUGAUGUUGCAGUGAAUCGUUGCAUAAAGUUAUAUUAAUUAUUAUUUGUAAUCCCAGUAAGAAAAAACUAAAAGAUUUCUUGUGAGUAAAUUUAUUAUCUUAUCUAUUAUUCAUUUGUACUUAAUACUAUAUAAAGCUUAUUGUUAGUUUUAUGAAUCAAGCUAAAAUUAUACUUGAGAGAUUAAUAAUUGUGAUCAUAUAUGCACACACAUGCAGCUAAUUUAUUAUUACUUUUUAAUAUCAUUAAUAUUGUUAUUCAGAAUAUACUUCUAUAUAUUAUAUUAAAAUAGAAAUUACUAUUUAUGAAAACGAUAAAUUUAUGAUUAAAUCGUUGAAUUAUGCUUUAAAUAAGAAGAUAGGAAUAAAAAACAGUUGGAUCAAUUAUAAGUGUCAAAUAAUAUGUGAAA
Molecule: messenger RNA, 3778 nt
Organism: Vespula vulgaris
Lineage: Eukaryota; Metazoa; Arthropoda; Insecta; Hymenoptera; Vespidae
Gene: Pgant7
Product: N-acetylgalactosaminyltransferase 7
Exons: 12
Coding region: 321-2066 (581 amino acids)
Cellular component (GO): Golgi apparatus
Source: RefSeq, a predicted model, not a curated record